Bolinopsis microptera is the source of this 1644-nucleotide messenger RNA. RefSeq lists its product as uncharacterized. NCBI's taxonomy places the organism in Eukaryota, Metazoa, Ctenophora, Tentaculata, Lobata, Bolinopsidae. Bases 1 to 1644 code for a protein of 547 amino acids. The record is from RefSeq and is a predicted model, not a curated record. The transcript is spliced from 4 exons.
AUGUUGAAGAUAAUAGGUAGGUACAGCAGAAACAUAGGUGACAUAGGUAGUUACAACAGAAACAUAGGUGACAUAGGUAGGUACAACAGAAACAUAGGUGACAUAGGUAGGUACAACAGAAACAUAGGUGACAUAGGUAGGUACAACAGAAACAUAUGUGACAUAGGUAGGUACAACAGAAACAUAGGUGACAUAGGUAGGUACAACAGAAACAUAGGUGACAUAGGUAGGUACAACAGAAACAUAGAUAACAUAGGUAGGUACAACAGAAACAUAGAUAACAUAGGUACGUACAACAGAAACAUAGGUGACAUAGGUAGGUACAACAAAAACAUAGAUAACAUAGGUAGGUACAACAGAAACAUAGGUGACAUAGGUAGGUACAACAGAAACAUAGGUGACAUAGGUAGGUACAACAGAAACAUAGGUGACAUAGGUAGGUACAACAGAAACAUAGGUGACAUAGGUAGGUACAACAGAAACAUAGGUGACAUAGGUAGGUACAACAGAAACAUAUGUGACAUAGGUAGGUACAACAGAAACAUAGGUGACAUAGGUAGGUACAACAGAAACAUAGGUGACAUAGGUAGGUACAACAGAAACAUAGAUAACAUAGGUAGGUACAACAGAAACAUAGGUGACAUAGGUAGGUACAACAGAACGUUAGAUAACAUAGGUAGGUACAACAGAAACAUAGGUGACAUAGGUACGUACAACAGAAACAUAGAUAACAUAGGUACGUACAACAGAAACAUAGGUGACAUAGGUAGGUACAACAGAAACAUAGGUGACAUAGGUAGGUACAGCAGAAACAUAGGUGACAUAGGUAGGUACAACAGAAACAUAGAUAACAUAGGUAGGUACAACAGAAACAUAGGUGACAUAGGUAGGUACAACAGAAACAUAGAUAACUUAGGUAGGUACAACAGAAACAUAGGUGACAUAGGUAGGUACAACAGAAACAUAGAUAACAUAGGUAGGUACAACAGAAACAUAGGUGACAUAGGUAGGUACAACAGAAACAUAGAUAACAUAGGUACGUACAACAGAAACAUAGAUAACAUAGGUACGUACAACAGAAACAUAGGUGACAUAGGUACGUACAACAGAAACAUAGAUAACAUAGGUACGUACAACAGAAACAUAGGUGACAUAGGUAGGUACAACAGAAACAUAGAUAACUUAGGUAGGUACAACAGAAACAUAGGUGACAUAGGUAGGUACAACAGAAACAUAGAUAACAUAGGUAGGUACAACAGAAACAUAGGUGACAUAGGUAGGUACAACAGAAACAUAGGUGACAUAGGUAGGUACAACAGAAACAUAGGUGACAUAGGUAGGUACAACAGAAACAUAGGUGACAUAGGUAGGUACAACAGAAACAUAGGUGACAUAGGUAGGUACAACAGAAACAUAGGUGACAUAGGUAGGUACAACAGAAACAUAGGUGACAUAGGUAGGUACAGCAGAAACAUAGGUGACAUAGGUAGGUACAGCAGAAACAUAGGUGACAUAGGUAGGUACAACAGAAACAGAGGUGACAUAGGUAGGUACAACAGAAACAUAGGUGACAUAGGUAGGUACAACAGAAACAUAGGUGACAUAGGUAGGUACAACAGAAACAUAGGUACAACAGAAACAUAG